Messenger RNA from Bombina bombina (fire-bellied toad), 5124 nucleotides. RefSeq names its product receptor-interacting serine/threonine-protein kinase 2. NCBI's taxonomy places the organism in Eukaryota, Metazoa, Chordata, Amphibia, Anura, Bombinatoridae. The transcript is spliced from 13 exons. Gene Ontology annotation, biological process: protein phosphorylation; regulation of apoptotic process. The record is from RefSeq and is a predicted model, not a curated record. Gene Ontology annotation, molecular function: JUN kinase kinase kinase activity; ATP binding. The coding region runs from base 162 to 1856 and encodes 564 amino acids.
CACGUACACAGCUUCUGCUCUGUUCUGACACAGAUAUCACUCGUCCAUUAUACUCUCUACAUGGUUACAACAUGACAAGCUAAUUAACUGUGCUGAGUUUCUAUAUUGUGUAACUGAGCUGAAAUCAGAAGGGCUACAUAAGAGCCAAACCAGAGCUGACAAUGGAGGCCUCAGAUGGGGUCCCUACAGUCACACCAGAGGCUAUAAAAACCCUCUGUAUUGUUCAGACCAGCUCUGGGCAUGGAUUUAAGGCUUUCUACCCGCCCACAAGAUCCCAUGUCUAUGUGAAACUUUUCUCUUCAAGGGACUUAAAUGAGAGGAAUCACAGAGAGAUUUGUGAAGAAGUGAAAUUUGUUCGUCAAAUAAAGUCUGAUAAACUGAUGGAAAUUAUUGGAGUUUACAAAGCGCCAAUGUUCUUUGGAAUCCUGACAGACUGGAUGCCAAAUGGGUCACUGAGCACUCUCAUUCAUGAGAGGAAAUUGUACAGUGUGCUGCCACCAUGUGUUUGUAUUAGAAUACUCACUGACAUUGCUAGAGGAUUGUGUCACCUACAUGAACAGUUACAACCUAUCACUCACCAGGCACUCAAACCAAGCAACAUUCUUCUGGAUCACCAGUAUCAGGUUAAGCUCUCAGAUUUUGGAAUGCCAUAUUUGCAAACAUUGAGCUCUAUAUGUUCAAAUGCUAAUAAGGACCCUAGAGUGUACCUGUCCCCAGAGAGGAUAAAAGGAUAUUGUCCAACACCUGCUGAUGAUGUUUACAGUUUUGGCAUCACUGCGUGGGAACUUUUCAGCAGGAUGAAACCGUUCCAUGAUGAAAACUCAUUGAAGCUGGAAACCUUAAUUUCAAUGGGUCUAAGGCCACAGCCUAAUGUGGAGGCCUUUCUAAAGCCAGAGGAAAUCUCUCCUACGCUGAUAAACUGCCUGGUACAGCAGAUCAACCUAUGUUGGCACGGAACUCCAUCCACAAGGCCUAAAAUGACUGAAUCGUAUUUCCACCUCUGGAACAUCCUACAGACAUUUUCUGAAGAACAGAUGAACACUUCACUCCAUUCCCUCAUCAGAGAAAAGGAAAUAACAGAAAAAACUAUUGAGCAUUAUUACCUGGAAAUCGAUAUUGGUAGUCUGGGGUAUUCUGAUGGCAUAACUAAAAACAAUCAGGGGCUAAGGAAUCGAUCUCUAAGCACGCCUGAAGGAAGACAGACAACAUCUUAUUCAGUGCAACACAAAGGCAAGAGAAGCGAAAGUCUGCCAGUAUUCUCCACUGAGACCAACAGUUAUACACCCUCUACAGGUAGCCACUGUAAUGGCCUAACUCAGCUCCCGGUUGGAAGUUGGAAUGCUCCAUUCAGCCAACCUGCAGACUACAGGAGGUCACAUGUUCACACAGAGCCGUCACCAACAUCACCAGACAGUCUGCCAGUAUUCUCCCCCCAGACCAACAGUUGUACACCCUCUAUGGCUAAUCACUGUACUGCCACAACUAAGCUCCAGACUGGAAGUUGGAAUGCUCUAUUCAACCAACCUGACCUCAGGAGGUCACAUGUUCACACAGAGCCGUCACCAACAUCACCAGGUAUUUCCUGGAGCAGUUCUGACAGUCUGAUCCUAUGUCGGGAAGACAUCUUGCACUCGAUGACAGAGGGACGGCUCAAUCAGCUGUUGGAUACAAUCUUUUCACAAAACUUGUUCUGUAGAGAUGAGUAUGAAAAUGUCAAAGCAAAACCGACACUGACAGACAGAACUAGAGCAUUCCUGGACACCUGUCAAGAAAAGGGGGAGGAGGUAGCUAAUGCAGUUCUGCUGACGCUCAGAAAGAAUGGCUUCACUACUGGUUUUUAUAGGAACCCCGCCUGAACAAGGAGAUGGACCAUGGUGGAACUAACCAGCUUGCAAUAUACAAGCCCAGAUUUCCCUCAGAUAUGGGCACUUGACACCUUAUUUAUUGACUCAGUUAUCCUGACAGUGUUAGAGAUGGAUCUUUGGAUCAUUAUAACAUAUUCCAAUUUAUCUUCCUAAAUCAGGAAAUGAUGCAGCAAAUAGGCCAUACAGGAUUUUCCACAAGAAUAAGAUCGCCAGGAAUAGAUGAGAUUUCAGUGAGUGUUUUACUAUAAUCUUGAAAAGUCUAAAUAUUAAGCAACAUACCUGGGCUCAGUGUAACAUGUGAGAGAACCACUGUUAAAUGGGGAAAAUACAAGAGGUGAGAGAAGCUGGAAGACAAGAGCAGUAAUGAUGUGAAGAGUCAAAAAAAGAGUCAGAGCCAGAGGAAGACAAAGGCAGAAAGAAAGUUGAAGGCAGGAAUAAGAUUAUAGGUUGGGCAAAGAGAAUAUGGAAGGGUAUACAGGAUGCAGGGAAGAUAGAUAAGCAUGGCAAGGGGAAAUAGAUAUACAGCACAAGGAGGUAAUAGCUAAUCCAGAAGCACUGCUACAGAAUGUGCAGAAAGACAUAAGGACAACAAAUGGUGUAAGGAGAAGCAAUGAGAGCAUGAAUGAGGUAAGGAGAAAGGGAUGAGUGCUAUGAUCAUGGCAAAGAAUGAAGAUGUGAAGAGAUGAGUUGUGCAGAUUGCCUUGGUAAAGAGAGAAGAUGAUUUGGGCAGAACAAGGAAGGCAUGAGACAGGCACAGCAUUUAUGGUAAUAUGGCCAAAGGAGGAGGGGUGUUAAACUGGUUGAGUGGUCCUUGAUCUAUUUAUUUUAAUAUGCUAAAAGUGGUCUUAUAACAUGUUUACAAUUCCACAGUACAAUUUAACAUCAUCACAGUACUGAACCAAGCUGAAUUUCUAUUUAUACUGUCUAUUCAACACUAGCCAGAAACCUCUGUGAUUCCUACCGAAAUUUAAUCUCACUGACCCAAAGCGUACACAGUGCCCAGUGCAAAAAAGAGCUUUGUGGCCAAAUUAGCAACUCUUGUGAGCUGCUGGUGCAAUGCCGCCCCCUGCAGAUUUACGGCCAAUCGGCCGCCAGCAGGGAGGUGUCAAUCAACCCGAUCAUACUCGAUCGGGUUGAUUUUCGGCAAUGUGUGUCCGCCUGCUCAGAGCAGACGCUUUAGACCGCUGCUUCAUAACUGCUGUUUCUGGCGAACCUGCAGGCUCACCAAAAACACUGGCCCUCAAGUUCCAUCUGGAGCCUGAUAAAUGGGCCCCAACGAAGUCUUAUCAUCAUUACCAACAUUUGAACUCCCAUACAAAACAAAUAAGCUCAAAAAAGAACCCAUUGGCAGAAAGAAAGGACUGGUUAACAUUGUUUGUCAAGACAGCUAAAUGGCAGACUACAGCUAAAUGUGAAAUAGAACUCUUUAGUAUUAUAAGUAGAAUUUUGUUAUAUUGUGGUCAUUUUAAUAAAUGUACUAUAUACCCAUGAUAAUAAUCUAUGGUGGGCUUCACACCCUACAGAGCAUGCAUUUUAAAACCAGAAGGCUAGCGCACUGAUUUAAAGUGACAUAAACCCAUUGUAAAAUAAAUUGUUUCUGUUUAGUAGAAAUUUAUGGAAUAUACAUUAUUUAUUGUGCCUGUUUUUGCUGUAAAAUACCUUGCUUUUGUGUAAAUAUUUGUCCCAUGCUCCUCAUAGAGCCCUAAAAGCAAACUGUGUAACCUAGAUUUUUUUUUUAAAUGCUGCAAAUUGCUUAAAUCAGCUACAUAUUAUGCAGUGAUUGUUUAGAGCAGUAGACAUAAUUUAUAGCUAGCUGUUGAUGGACAUAAUUAAAGGGACAGUAAAGUCAAAAUUAAACAUUCAUAAUUACGAUACAGUAUGCAUCUUAAAACAACUUUCCAUUUUAUUUCUAUUAUGCUUUUUGUGUUGUUCUCUUUGUAUCAUUUGUUGAAGAGUAAAUCUAGGUUGGAUGAUAGGAGUUUAGGAGCAUGCACGUGUUGUUAUUAUAUGUCAGCAGUGCUUGCAGCAAUGAAAUACAUAGUAGCAAACACUGCUGCCAGAUUGCUAAAUACAUGUGCCCGCUUCUUAGCUCACCUACAAUUACUCUUUAACAAAGGAUGUCAAGAGAACUGAGCAAAAUUAAUAAUAAAAGUAAAUUGGAAAGUUGUUUAAAAAGUCAUGUUUUAUCCAAUACAUUUGUGUUUAAUUUUGAUUUUGCUGUCCAUUUAAGAGACAUAUAUUCACUCACCAGCUUUCAAAUAGUCUUGUAAAUUAUUAACAGGGCGACAAUUUGAACUGCUUUAAACCUAUUUGUUUUGUUUAUAGACCUUUUGCCAUUCAGUACUUAUUUGCUGAUAUAAAAUAUGUUUAUAUAAACAUUACUUUAAUGUCUCUUUUGUCUUUGUAUUCAACAACUGUACAACUGUACACACUGCGCACUGGUUUCACAAAGCCAUUAGCUCCACUGUCAAUACUCAGAGUGUUUGCUUAAAGUCUCCAAUUGCCUGUCAGUAUUUGUUUGAUUUGUUGAAUUGCUGUUCAAACACAACCGGCUGAUUCAUUUGCAUACAUGAUUUUGAGACAACUAUUAGCACAAUUGUCUGCAUUUGCACUGUUGUUUUAUAAAAUCACUAUUUGUUUCAUUACAUUAUUAUGUUUGUUUGUUUCUUGCUUUUUCAUGUUUUUAGAUAAUAUCUUUCUACUCUGUUGAUCUAGUGCUUUAUAGUUCUGCUGGGCCGAGUCCUGAAGGGAUAUUCUGUUCUGAUCUAGGUAGUUUCCAAGCGCAAAGCACUGAUCUAGUAAUGAAAAGUUAAAAUCAAUUAAGUAUAAUAUUUAGAUUUUAAAAAAUGUAUACUGGUAGUUUUGUUUAUUCUUGUAACAAAGCUUUGGACAAAUAGACCCAACUUUUUAGACUACAAUGUCUCCAUGGAAAACACAGUUAUAUGGACAUGACAUUGUAUCUCUUAUCAUUUCUGUACAUAUACUGUUUUUUUUUUUUUUUUCUAUUUGUCUACUUUUAUUUUGUUUUUAUUUGCUGAAACUCUUUCACCUCUUACUGCUGAAUUCUAUCUUACAUAGGGGCUGUGUUGUAAAUAGUACUAAUAACUUAUUUUAAACUCCUUGCUGAAUAAGGUAUUAUUGUGCUUCUUGUUGUUUAAUAAACUAUGGCUGUCUUAUAAAUAUUUUACAUAUUUUUUGUGCAUUUUGGGCUGAUCCACUGUAUAAUGACUUUGUGCACAAUAAAUGUUUUAUACAUACA